This is a messenger RNA of Hippocampus zosterae (dwarf seahorse), 5210 nucleotides long. RefSeq names its product vitellogenin-2-like. Gene Ontology annotation, molecular function: lipid carrier activity. The record is from RefSeq and is a predicted model, not a curated record. The coding region runs from base 16 to 5139 and encodes 1707 amino acids. Gene Ontology annotation, biological process: lipid transport. The transcript has 34 exons. Lineage: Eukaryota; Metazoa; Chordata; Actinopteri; Syngnathiformes; Syngnathidae.
GUCACAUCCAUCGCCAUGAGGGUGCUCGUGCUAGCCUUGGUUGUGGCCCUUGUGGCUGGUCACCAGAUCAAAAUUAACCCUGAGUUUGCUGCUGGAAAGACAUACACCUACAAAUAUGAAGCCCUUCUUAUGGGUGGACUUCCCGAGGAGGGUCUGGCUCGGGCUGGGUUCAAAAUUAGGAGCAAAGUUCUGAUCAGUGCAUUGACUGCCGACACCUUCAUACUGAAGCUCCUGGAUCCAGAGCUGUUUGAGUACAGCGGCAUCUGGCCCAAGGACACUUUCGUCCCAGCCACUAAGCUCACUUCAGCCCUGUCAGCUCAACUCAUGACACCGCUCAAGUUCGAGUACGCUAAUGGCGUCGUAGGCAAAGUGUUCGCCCCUGCUGGCGUCUCUACCUCUGUGCUGAACAUCGUCAGAGGACUCCUCAACCUCCUCCAAAUGAACAUCAAGAAGACGAUGAAUGUCUAUGAGCUUCAGGAGCCUGGCGUACAGGGUGUGUGCAAGACCCAUUACGUAAUCACUGAGGACGCCAAGGCUGAGCGCAUCCAUUUGACCAAAACCAAGGACCUGAACCACUGCCAGGAGAGAAUUGUCAAGGAUAUCGGCAUGGCUUAUACAGAAAGAUGUGCUGAGUGUCAAGCGAGAGGCACUGCCCUGAAAGGAACAGCCGCAUUCGACUAUGUCAUGAAACCAUCAGACACAGGUGCUCUGAUCCUUGAGGCAUCUUCGAUUGAGCUGAUUCAAUUCUCUCCCGUCAACAUCCUGAACGGUGCUGCCCAGAUGGAGGCUAAGCAAUCCUUGAAAUUCCUGGAGAUCCAGAAAGCUCCAGUGGAGCCCAUCAGAGCCGAAUACAUCCAACGCGGAAGUCUGCAGUACGAGUUUGGCAGCGAGCUCAUUCAGACACCCAUUCAGCUCCUGAGGAUUACCAAUGCUGAGGCUCAGAUUGUUGAGAUUCUGAACAACCUGGUGAACAACAACGUGGCUAAAGUGCAUGAAGAGGCACCUCUGAAGUUCAUUGAGCUCAUCCAGGUGUUGCGUUCGGCCAAAUAUGAGAGUAUCGUGGCACUCUGGUCGCAGUACAAAUCACGCACGGCUCACAGAGAAUGGAUCCUGAAUACCGUCCCUGCCAUUGGCACUCAUGUUGCGCUGCGGUUUAUCAAGGAACAAUUCAUUGCCGGUGAGCUGACCUUUGCUGAAGCGACUCGGUCAUUGGUGGUCGCCGUGCACAUGGUGACUGCUGACUUGGAGGCCAUCAGGAUUCUACGGGAGCUAGCUGAGACCCAGAAAGUUAUGGAAACUCCGGUUUUGAAAGAGGUUAUUGCACUAGGCUAUGGCAGUCUGGUUUAUAAAUACUGUGCAGAGAACCCAACUUGCCCAGUGGACCUCAUCAAGCCGAUCCAUGACUGGGCUGCCCGGGCUCUUGCCAAGAGUGAUAUUAAGGAAAUAAUUGUCACUCUCAAAGUUCUGGGUAAUGCAGGGCAUCCUAGCAGCCUCAAGCCAAUCUUGAAGGUCUUACCUCACUUUGGCAGCGCUGCUGCUGACCUGCCUUUGCGAGUUCAAAUCGAAGGUGUUCUGGCCCUGAGGAACAUUGCAAAGAGAGAUCCAAAAAUGGUCCAGGGUAUCGCUGUUCAGCUGUUGAUGGAAAGAGAUCUUCACCCAGAGCUCCGUAUGGUUGCUGCCAUUGUGCUGUUUGAGACCAAACUGCCCAUGGGUCUGGUGGCUGCCCUUGCCGACGCAGUGUUGAAAGAACCAAAUCUCCAGGUUGCCAGCUUAGUCUACUCUUACAUGAAAGCCAUGACAAGGUCCACCACUCCUGAUCUUGUGCCUGUUGCCGCAGCCUGCAAUGUUGCUGUGAAAAUCCUCAGCCCCAAGCUGAAUAGACUGAGCUAUCGCUUCAGCAGAGCGCUCCUUGUUGACGGCUAUUACAGCCCCUGGAUGGUGGGUGCUGCUGCCAGUGCCUUCUAUGUGAAUGACGUUGCAACUGUUUUGCCAAGGUCCAUCAUGGCCAAGGCUCGCACCUAUUUGGCCGGAGCAUAUGCUGAUGUCAUUGAGGUUGGAGUGAGAACUGAGGGCAUCCAGGAAGCCCUUCUGAAGAUCCAGGAGCUUCCUGACAACACCGAUAGGAUCACCAAGAUGCAAAGAGCUCUCAAGGCUCUUUCUGAGUGGAGGGCCCAGCCAUCAAGCAAGCCCCUAGCCUCAGCACACCUGAAACUUUUCGGACAGGAGAUUGCCUUUGCCAGUGCAGAUAAAGCAUUGGUUGAUCAGGUCAUGGCGCUUGUCACCGGACCCGAAGUUCAGGCUUACGGAAGGAAGGCUUUCGAUCAGGUGCUGGCUGGCAUGAAAUUUAAUUACGCUCAGCCAACGCUGGUUGCUGAGGUUCGUCGCAUCCUGCCCACUGUUGUCGGUCUGCCGAUGGAACUCAGUUUUUACACUGCUUCUGUGUUGACUGCGGCCAUUGAAUUCCAAGCCACUGUGUCACCACCUAUCGGUCAGAAUUUCCAUCCUUCCCAACUUCUUAAAUCUGACAUCAGCAUGAGGGCUGCUUUUACCCCAAGCGUUUCCAUGCACACCUAUGCAGUCAUGGGUGUGAAUACAGCGUUGGCCCAGGCAGCCGUGGUCUCAAGAGCCAAAGUUCACACUAUUCUCCCAGCGAAGAUGGAAGCAAGACUUGACAUGAUCAAGGGCAACUUCAAGUUUGACCUCUUACCUGUCCAGGGCAUCAAUAAGAUUGCAUCUGCACUAGUUGAGACUUUUGCUGUUGCUCGAAACGUGGAAGAUCUUGCCGCUGCUAAGAUAACGCCAAUGAUUCCAGACGACUUUACAACAGACUACUCAAAGAAGAGCUCAUCCUGGUCUGCCAGGAUGCCUUCCUCUAUGGCUGAUUCUAAGUCAUCAGAGCUUAUCACUGACCGACCGAGCAAAAUGAGCAAACUCAUCAAGGACUUCGAGAAAAAGCUGUGUGGAGAACUUGAAACUCUUGGAAUCAAGGCAUGCGCUGUGUUCAAAUCUCGCAAUGCGUUUUUCAUCCGAGACGUUCCACUGUAUGCCGUCAUCGGGAAACAUUCAGUCUUGAUUGAGGUUAAACCAGCUUCUGGACCGAGCAUCGAGAAGGUUGAAAUUGAGAUUCAGGUUGGAAAGAAAGCAGCGGAAAAGAUCAUCAAAGUCAUUGACCUGAGUCAGAAUGAGGGCAUACUUGAGGACAGAAAUGUCCUGAUGAAACUGAAGAAGAUCCUUGCUCCUGGUAUGAAGAACCGCACUUCUUCCAGCUCCAGCAGCUCCAGCAGCUCCAGUUCUAGCAGCUCUCGCUCCAGCGGGUCAAGCCUUGCUACCUCAUCCAAGAGCUCUUCGAGUUCCUCUCGCAGAAGUCGCAAGGUGGCUGACAUUCUCGACCCGAUUACCAAGACAUCCAAGCCAAGAAAUGCCUCUAGAAAAUCUUCCAGCAGCAGAUCCAGCCUUGUUUCAAGUAAAUCCUCUAGCAGCAGAUCCAGCCUUCGUUCAAGCAAAUCCUCCAGUAGCAGAUCCAGCCUUCGUUCGGGCAAAUCCUCCAGCAGCCGCAGCAGCCUAAGAUCUUCGUCCAGUUCUCGUUCCAAACAGGAACUAUAUAACAUGAAUUUUACAAAGACCCACAUCCACCAGCAUUCCCGCUCUUCAACUGCUCGCAGCAGCAAGAGCAGUGCCCAAAGUUUUGAAGGCAUCUACAAUAAGGCUCGUUACCUCUCUAAGACUCUCAGCCCAACUGUGACCAUCCUCAUCCGUGCCGUGAGAGCCGACCACAAGGAACAAGGAUACCAGAUUGCAGCUUACUUUGACAAAGAGACUUCUCGACUGCAGAUCAUUUUUGCAAAUCUGGCCGAAAACAACAACUGGAGAAUCUGUGCUGAUGGUGUGAGGCUGAGCAACCACAAGUUCAUGACCAGGGUUGCCUGGGGUAUUGACUGCAAGCAAUAUGUGACUGAGAUCUCGGUUGAAGCAGGUAUUGUUGAUCAACAGCCAGCAUUCCGUUUGAAGCUGACUUGGGACAAACUUCCGAAGAACGUGAAACACUAUGCCCAUGAGUUGUCUGAUUACAUUUCAAGACUCGCCCUGGAGGCUGGAAUUAACCAGGCAAAGGUCAAGAAUGUUCAAAAUGAGAUCAAACUAACAGUAGCGGUUGCUUCAGAAGAAAGCCUGAAUAUUGUCCUCAAAACACCAAAGAGGACCAUCUACAAGAAAGGCAUGCCUAUCCCCAUUUCUCUGCCCAUUGGAAACAGCACAUCGGAGCUGCUGCCGUACCAGGACAGCUGGGUUAACACCAUCUCCUACAUGGUCAGCAAGGCUCAUGCAGCUGAGUGCAACGUAACCGAGGACACUGUGGUCACAUUCAACAACAAGAAGUUCAAGGCAGAGAUGCCUCACUCAUGCCCGCAGGUUUUGGCUCAGGAUUGCACCAGAGAGGCGAAAUUCAUUGUUCUGUUGAAGAGAGACGAAGAACACAAACACAACUUGCUCAUUGUGAAAAUUGCAGACAUCGAAGUGGAAAUGUACCAGAACGGUCGCGUUGCCAUGGUGAAGGUUAAUAAAGCAGAAAUCCCUGUCAGUAACCUGCCAUACGAUCAUCCAACAGCUGACAUUCACAUCAGACGCAGCGGGGAAGGCAUCGCUCUCCACGCUCCCAAACACGGUCUUCAGGAAGUGUACUUUGACGUCAACAUCCAGAGGGUUAAAGUUGUGGACUGGAUGAGAGGACAGACCUGUGGACUCUGCGGAAAGGCCGACGGGGAGACCAGACAGGAGUACCGCACACCCAAUACACGUUUGACCAAGAACGCAGUCAACUAUGCCCAUUCCUGGGUCCUGCCCGCUGAGAGUUGCCGGGAUACUACAGAGUGUUACAUGAAGCGUGAGUCUGUGAAGCUGGAGAAGCAGAUGACGGUGCACGGCCAAGAGUCCAAGUGCUUCUCUGUCGAGCCCGUGCUGCGCUGCUUGCCUGGCUGCAUGCCGAUAAGAACCACCACCGUCUCAGUUGGCUUCCACUGCCUGCCUGUUGAUUCCCGUCUGAACCGUUCUGAGGGUAUGAGCGGCAUCUUUGAGAAGAGUGUGGACCUGAGAGAAAAAACCGAAGCCCACCUAGCCUGCCGUUGCACACCUCAGUGUGCCUAAUCAAUCCAACAACUUUUAUUUCCAUGAAUACGACUACUCCCAAUCACAAUAAAGUGUGAACUUAAACCGCA